AUGGGUUUGCAAAACUACCAUUGUUCUGAGCUGCAAACGCCUCUAAAUUUUCGAAGUGAUAAAGAAUUUCAGGGUUUUCGUCAAGUGCUUGAUUCAGAAAUGAAAAGAUUUUCCAGUUUGGGGUUGGGAUCAAAACAAGCUGAGGUAAUUACCACAGUCCAAACCGCGUCACUGUGGAAAAUGAAGCUGCUACGAGACUAUUCUCCCCGGGUUCUUGUUCGCACUAUGGUAUUUCUAAAUGGCAAACAAUUUGUCCUCAGAAGCAGAAUGGAACAUCGAGCUCUACGUUUUGACCAACCCCAAAUCACUUUACACGAGUCACCAGGUGGAACGCCAUAUUUGAAUUAUGUGGAAGACGUGUUCAAAAGCAACCAAGGUGGUCUAAAGCAUCACAGAGUAAGGCGAAAGGAGGUAGUGCAUUAUGCAAAUGCUGAAAACCCCCAACAAUGCCAUAUUAAAAUGUACAAUAAGUACACAUCACUAUGCCCACCCGGGGAAAACAAAAAGCAUUCUACCUGCAACCCCGGCGUAAAUACAUAUAAUCCGACAAGAUAUGUUUACUAA
This is a messenger RNA of Saccoglossus kowalevskii, 564 nucleotides long. RefSeq lists its product as uncharacterized. NCBI's taxonomy places the organism in Eukaryota, Metazoa, Hemichordata, Enteropneusta, Harrimaniidae. The record is from RefSeq and is a predicted model, not a curated record.